AUGCGUGCACUCGUACUCGUCGCCCUAGCUCUCGCAGCCGUCGCACGCGCCUCACUCCCCGACAACGCCGCCGACCUCCCGCUCACCUCGCUCCUCGCACUCGCUCAGGACGCACUGGCGCAGGGCAAGUCGCACGACGCUCUCUCAAUCUACGACCACUGCCUCGAGCGCGAACCGGGCGACUUUGCGACCCUCUACAAACGCGCGUCUGUACGCCUCGCGACCGGCCAACUCGCCAAAGCCAGGGACGGUUUCCUCGAUGUCCUCAAGGUCAGGGAGUACGAUGUCGUGCACCUCCAGCUCGCCAAGAUCCAUGCCAAGCUUGCCGAAUAUGCGGACGCAAAGAGGGAACUCGACAUCUACCUCAAGACGGCGAAGAAGGAGAAGGGCGCGGCAGACAAGGAGGUCAAAGAGGCAGAGGAGCUGCGGAAACAAGUCAUCGCAGCGCAGAAGGAGUUUCUCGCCGCCGAAAAGGCCCGCUCGUCGACUCCUCCCAACCUCGACCGCUGUCUCGCCUCGACGUCCUCCGCCAUCCACCUCUCUCCUCAAUCCCUAUCCCUCCGCCUCCUGCGCGCCGAAUGCGCCCUACUCUCUCACGACUUUGACUCCGCAAUCGGCGACCUCUCGCGCGCAUCCGCUCUCUCCCCUACGCUCCCGCAACACCUCCUCGUCCGCAUCGCUCUCCUCUCGGCAUUCUUCACCGACCCGCCUCACUCCCGACCCGAGAUCUCUCCCGACGCACUUCUCCCGCUCAAACGCUGUCUCUCGUCUGACCCGGACUCGAAGACCUGCGCGAAACCGCUCAAGCAGCUCAAGGCGCUCGAGAAGGAUCUGGCGAAGCUGCGGAACUGGAUCGACGGCGGGAGGUGGACUGAGGCUGCGUUGGAGAUUGCCGGGACCUCGAGCAAGGAGGGCGUCCUGGCUCGAGUCGAGGGGAUGUUGGAGGCGUACCGGAAGCCUAUCACCCGUACAGCGAAGGUAGACGAGACCCCGCUCCCCGCUGACGACCCCAACCUCGGCGACUUCUCCCCCCUCCGACGAAUCCUCCACUCCACCCUCUGCCACGCCUACAUCUCGAUCUCCUCGCGCAAGUCUUCCGCCGCCUGUUCCGCCGCUCUCAAGCUAGAUCCUGAAGAUCCGUGGGGAAUGGUUGGACAGGCGGAUGACCUGAUGAAGAAGGAGGAGUGGGAGGCGGCGGUUAGGGUUUUGAGUGCGGCGUUUGAGGCGACGGGACGCAGCGAGAGGACGAUACUGGAGAGGUUGCAGAAGGCGCAGAGGUUGCUCAAGCAGAGCAAGUCGAAGGACUACUACAAGAUCCUCGGCGUCUCUCGCGACGCAGACGACAAGACCAUCAAGCGUGCCUACCGGAAAGCGACGCUCAAGGCGCACCCGGACAAGGAGGGUGGCAGCGAGGAGAAGAUGGCGCAGCUGAACGAGGCGUACGAGGUGUUGAGCAACCCAGCUUCGCGCCCGCUUCGACGCCGGCGACGACCCCAACGACCCAACCUCGGGCCGUGGCGGCGGCGGAUUCCCAGGCGGUUUCUCCUCCGGCGGCCAACCGAUCUUCUUCCAGUCCGGUGGAUCAGGCGGUGGCGGACCUGCGUUCCAGCAGUUCUUCCAGCAGGCGGCUGGGGCGGAUGGCGGGGGACAGUUCUUUCAGCAGUUUGCGGGAGGGGGAGGAGGAGGAGGAGGAGGCGGACAGCAGUUCCAGUUUAG
This is a messenger RNA of Rhodotorula toruloides NP11, 1716 nucleotides long. RefSeq names its product DnaJ and TPR domain containing protein. Lineage: Eukaryota; Fungi; Basidiomycota; Microbotryomycetes; Sporidiobolales; Sporidiobolaceae. The record is from RefSeq and is a predicted model, not a curated record. Gene Ontology annotation, molecular function: protein-folding chaperone binding; misfolded protein binding. The transcript has 5 exons. Bases 1 to 1716 code for a protein of 571 amino acids. Gene Ontology annotation, cellular component: endoplasmic reticulum. Gene Ontology annotation, biological process: protein folding in endoplasmic reticulum.